Molecule: messenger RNA, 2793 nt
Organism: Exophiala bonariae
Lineage: Eukaryota; Fungi; Ascomycota; Eurotiomycetes; Chaetothyriales; Herpotrichiellaceae
Exons: 1
Coding region: 1-2793 (930 amino acids)
Source: RefSeq, a predicted model, not a curated record
AUGGCUGCUGCUGCGCAGUUUCACCCUCACCACCACGCACACCAUUUCAGUGACGCUCCUUCGUACGAUGCUCCUCCCUCACCGACAUUGACGAACCCCGACAUGAUCCUACCCUACAAUCCCGUCCUCAAUUCGAGUCCAACCCCUCUGCCUUCGUCGCCAAUUUUGCAACAGGUUGCCCUGCCUCCACGCCCAGAUUCAGCUGUUUCAUUGACAUCGGCACUGGGAGACACAGAGUUAUCACCCGAGGUGGGGGUUGCGACCCCAGUCAGGAUGCCCCCGCGCGCGAUAUCAUCCAUCACCACCAGCUUCAUUGGAUACGAACACGGUGCGCCGCUGAGCGACAUUGGCGAGGAAGAAACCCCAGUCUCCAAGAGGAGUAGCAGGAUCAGCUAUACUUCUACUGCUUCCGGUCCAUCCUCUCCAACGCCAAUUGGAAAGACUCCAGUGCAACCGAGACGGCUGAGUACUCACUCAUCAUCCAGCAAUGGCUCAGACUUGGGGGACUGGGAAGACUUCGACUCCUCCAAGAUGAUGAAUGAAAGGUUGGCGGCAGAUGUCGCAAAGGUUGGAGAUGACGAGGUAGAGGACCCCGACAGCAAACGGAAUAGCAGCACACCAGCAGCAACGGAGGACGAAAUGACCUUGCUCAAUGAACGCGCCGAGAGAAUCCUCGAACAUGCCAGAAAGCGACUGACGAGCAUGGAAGACAACCUCAGCAAAGCCAGGCACAGCAUUCUCAUGUCUCCCCGCUCGUCGCCCAAUAUGUCGGAACUCCAUCAGCCUGCAGGCGGGCUCUAUCGUUCCAUCUCCUUGGCUGGCGCGAGCAGCCGCAAAUCUCGCCCGCUUUAUCCUGUGGUGAAAACCAAUCCCUCAAUGCACACAAGGGGUGGUAGUGACACCACCCCCACAGGACUCAAGCGGUUAUCUAUGAUUCCUGAAAGGUCAGCCAGUGCACUUGAAUACGGCCGAAGACAAGAAUCCCCACAGCAAUAUCAAGUGUCACCAUCCAGUCGGCUAGGCGGGUUUUCCCCUGCUAGUAGUCGAAGUUUCAAUUCUCCGCUCAGGGUGCUGAAGGAGGAGGACGGGACACCGAGCACCAUCAAGACCUCACCAGAGCAGAGUGGUCCUCGAGGCCUGGGUAUCAAUACUCUGGCUGCAGUCUCGAAAGAGAACAUUUCCGUGGUCACCAGUAGCCCAACCACAGCUGUUGCCCGCUCUUCUUCGGCUAUGUCAACUCGAUCCACCAAAGAGAUCCGGGAUCAGAUGACUGAUUUGCGUGCGAGGAUAACUGAUCUGAAGGACAAGGCUCAAGCGGACAGCAUGCGAAGGCGGAGUGCUCAAAACAUGAGAACACCUAGCCCUUUCACGGCUGCACAAACCCCCGAGCAGUGGUAUACUAGUGCCCCUGAGUACAAAGAAGGUGGAAGUCCUCUCAAUACGAACGCAGGCUUAGGCUGGAGUCCUUCUCGUCAACAGAACCGGGCCUUGGAUGAGCGGGUCGCUCCUGUCACUCCUCAAACUCAAACUUAUCUGAACGUGGAGCAACCUACGACCAACGAUUCAAGAUUGUUGAGUGAUGCCAGAACAGACCGGAAUACCCCCAGUUUCCACAAAUCCAUUCCGAUGCCAUCAUUAACACGUGAUGACUCCAAAUCGAUGAUUCCGGAGUCCCAUUAUGAAGAUGCUGCUCAGGAACUGGAUGAUGAGGAUGGAGUUGCGGCUUCAGAAGAGGAGCAAGUUUACCUCAACGAGGUCUUGCAGGAAAGUCUCCAAGAAGUUGAGCCUGAAGUUCCUGAAGUGCCAGAACAUCUGCUUGCAGAAGGUGGGGCUGGAAGACAUGAAGAUCGUCUAGAUGCCUUCGAUUAUGAAAACAUGUUUCUCUACAGCGUAUUGGGAAAUUACACUGGUGGUGGGACCAGGAGUUUGACCCCUUCUGAAAGUGACGGCAGCAGCGUUGUCACAACAAGGAUGGAUCAAAAUACACCUACUGAUGACAAUGACAGUGAGGAAAUAACUGAUGAAGGUGGAGAGAGCGGUACGGAAGAAGGGGCUACCACUCCUGUUCAGGAGUCAUUCCCCAAAGCGGUCCAUGGUGAGCACCAGGCCUCGCGUCUCAAGGCUCCUCUUCCACCAUGGAUGAAGGCGGCCCGUAGCAAUAGUAUGGAUUCUGUGUCAACAGCUGCCACUUUUGCCACUGCGACAGAAGGAGAAGAAGACGAUGAUGUCGAAGAUGAGGAUGAAGAUGAAGACGAGAUACCCAGCGAGAUACUCCACUGGGGCAAUGGCGCCGGCUUUCCUCAGCCGCCCGUCAGUCCAAGGCGAGAGAAAGGAUCGUUGGUCUGGCCUACCCCACCUCUAGGUGGACGUGUUCAGCAACCUCAAGUGCAGUCUUUACGAUCUCUGCAUAACCAGGGAUCAGUCGUCACUAACGGCCUCCCAACGCCUCCAGUACAUUCGCCCCAGGCGAGCAUUUCAGCCGCAAAUGGAGUGACAAACUCGCAGCAAUUCACAACCGAUGGGCAACAGAUAAACCAUCCAGCUAAUACCGAAAUCCUGAUGGAGAGUCUGAUCAAACUCGCCGACCCGGAUUUUCAGGUCAGUAGUGACCAGGGCUCAAUGACGUUCUCCGAUGUUGACAAAGAUCUCGUUCUGGAUCUGUUACGGGCGGUGGGCGGUGUCUGCAACCAGAUCCUACAAUCGGAAAACAAACAGGAAGUACGGGCCGUGAAGGUGUUGCGAAGGAGACUCGACGAAUCAAGGAAACUUCUUGAGGGCCAAGGAGAUGAUUAG